AUGGUGAACGAGGUUCUUCGUAAUGUGGGAUCAACACCACCUCCGAUAGCGCCCGUAAAUAAGGAAGAACCAGUCGUUACACGUAGGGAACUUUGGAGUUACUACUUGUAUUACAAUGGAGAUAACGGUGUUGGUCCAAAUGGAUACUCGAUGACAUUGUUCCAACAAUGGGCCACUGAGGCUGGCCAUGAUCCCGUACGCGGAGUAGGCAGCUCAUGCACUGAUGCGAAUUCAUCUGGUCAAUGUGUCCUUCCGUGGGGCAAAGGAACGAAGUCUGUCAGCUCGGUAGUCCUGAUAGCUAACGGUCUAAGUUUCGCUGUCAUGACGCUCAUUUUCACUACAAUCGGCUCUGCUGCGGACUAUGGUAACUUUGGCCGAUGGUUAUUUUUUACAGUAACAGUUAUCUGCUGGGCUGCCCAGUUCGCGAGUAUGAGCCUAACAUCACCGGAUCGCUGGCAAGCUUCAAUGGCCCUCUUCAUGGUCGGUUUCAUUUCUUAUGGGGCAACACUCGUUUUCUACGCUGCGUUAUUCCCACGACUUGCAAGGAACACAUCGCAUUCUCGCAAACUCCGAGAUAUGCUUGAAAAUGGUGCAAUCACUGCCGAGGAGUACGAAAGGGAAGAAAGUCUUGAGAAGAACAGAAUCAGUAAUAUCAGCACGAUGCACAGUAACAUUGGAUACAUUGCUACGCUUUGCCUUAAUUUGUCGCUUCUUUUACCACUUGCGAACAAUCCUAAAGUCAACAACUAUGUCAUUGUACUUACGAAUGCAUACUGGGUACUCCUCGGAAUUUGGUGGUUUAUUUAUCAGGAGCCGAGACCCGGUCCACCUCUUCCGAAGAGCGAGAGUUAUCUGACUGUUGGUUGGAAACAGAUAUGGGAAGCCCUUACACAUUAUAAGAAACUUCCUCAUACUUUUAUCUACCUGGUUGCAUUUUUCCUUCUUGCUGAUGGACUCAAUACAACGGGGACACUCGUGUCUAUUUGCCAGAACGACAAAUUCUCGUUCUCAUUUCUAGAGCAAACGUACCUUGGACUAGCCCAGGCAAUUACGUCGACUCUUAGUACACUCGGAUUUUGGUAUAUCCAGAAGUACUGGAAGAUUCGAACAAAGCCAAUGUUUGUUGUUACGAAUGUCGUCACUGUCUUCAUCCCGUUAUGGGGAAUGAUUGGUAUCUGGACAGAAAAGUUCGGUUUUCACAACGUUUGGGAGUUUUGGGCGUACAAUGUUGUCUUCGGUCUCUUCCAAGCACCGUACUAUGCUUUCUCGCAGACUAUGAUGGCCGAACUCUCACCUCCAGGAUUUGAUAAUAUGUACUUUGGCCUUUUUGGCCUAUCUAAUCGAGCAUCAAGCAUGAUUGGACCAAACGUCAUUCAGGCUAUAAUCGACCGAACUGGAAACAACUGGAUGGGCUUCCCCUUUCUCUUCGCACUCUGCUUGUCCGCGGGACUGGUAAUUUGGUUCGGAGUUGAUGUAGAGAAGGGACGGCGAGAUGCUGUUGCAUUCGCCGCGGAACAUCGUUCGUUGGACGGCACACAUGUUGUGUGCCAGAGUGGUUCCAAUGUAUAUGAAGGAGAUGUGGAAGGAUCCGAUGUGAAGGAUGCGCGGCUUGACGAAAAUGAGAAUGCUGGGAAGGAGUAAUUUCUUGUUCUGUGGCAACUUUUCUUGGAAAUUGGAUCACUGGAUGGACGUCAUGUCAAUAAUACACGUUGCUAGUGCAUAAUAUGGUUUAAUGAUAGAAUGACA
Fomitiporia mediterranea MF3/22 is the source of this 1746-nucleotide messenger RNA. Its product is annotated as MFS general substrate transporter. The transcript is spliced from 15 exons. Gene Ontology annotation, biological process: amino acid transmembrane export from vacuole. The record is from RefSeq and is a predicted model, not a curated record. Bases 1 to 1641 code for a protein of 546 amino acids. Lineage: Eukaryota; Fungi; Basidiomycota; Agaricomycetes; Hymenochaetales; Hymenochaetaceae.